Acanthosepion pharaonis is the source of this 537-nucleotide messenger RNA. Lineage: Eukaryota; Metazoa; Mollusca; Cephalopoda; Sepiida; Sepiidae. The record is from the annotation of a GenBank genome assembly.
AUGCAUAUCUUUGCUUUCCUUGAAACGAUUUCCUUUCGAUUGUCUUCCUUCUCGGAAUUAUCUAUUUUUUGUAAAUUAUCUAUUUACCUUUUUUCAAAAUUAUCUAUCUAUCUAUCUAUCUCUCUAUCUAUCUAUCUAUUUUCAAGAAAUUAUCUAUCUACCUAUUUUCAAGAAAUUAUAUCUAUCUAUUUUUGUAAAUUAUCUAUCUAUCUAUCUAUCUAUCUAUCUAUCUAUCUAUCUAUCUAUCUAUCUCAAAAUUAUCUAUCUAUCUAUCUAUCUAUCUAUCUAUCUAUCUAUCUAUCUAUCUAUCUAUCUAUCUAUCUAUAUAUAUAUAUAUAUAUAUAUAUAUAUAUAUAUAUUGGGGUGGAAUUAUCUAUUUUUGUAAAUUAUCUAUCUACCUAUUUUCAAGAAAUUAUCUCUCUAUCUAUCUAUUUUUGUAAAUUAUCUAUCUAUCUAUCUAUCUAUCUAUCUAUCUAUCUCAGUCUAUUCCUAUCUAUCUAUCUAUCUAUCUAUCUAUCUAUCUAUCUAGCUAGCUAG